AGUGUUCCAUCGCCUCCAACAACACCUAUAUUUUCGAUCUGCAGUCUAUUUUGGAUCGAGCAUCACCUCGUGUCGUCUCACGCUCGUCUCACAAGAACUGUUUCCGCUGUUAAUCUCGGUUUCGGAAGGGUUCAGACUAUCGCACGCGCCAUUUCUCUCACGCGAUCUGCAUGCCGCGCGCGCCCACUUCCGCCACUUUGUGAAUGUAGCCCAUUGAUCUGGAAGCGACUGUCAAACACACCGUGCAUGGAGACGUCAAGUGAGGCAACAAUUCCCCGCUCACACAUCCCUUCCGCGAAUGAUCGGCGGCUACGAUGAACACCAGCGAAGCGGUCUUUGAGGCCGAAGUCGAUCUCAAUGGUCAAAGGUCACAUCAAAGGCGACAGCAACAUGAUUCGCAGAUGGGGGCGCAAGGCUCACGGACGAGGCCUACCGCUGGGGAUCUGAAAUCAAGGGAAGAGUCGGACAUUGCGGGUGAAGAGACGGCGCUCCUACGAUCGAGUAUGGAGGAACAGGAUGCGCUACCUCUGCCGUCCGACGUCGACGACUUCGCCGGGUUUCCAUGGUACAAACGACCGUCGAUAUGGUGGGUCAUUGGACCAUUCUUCCUACUGGCGUUGGCGUUCGGUGGGAUCAUCACGCCCAAGAUGAACCUCAUGCUGGAUUUGGUCUGUCGAGAAUAUUUCGCCGAGCGCCAGAGGUUAGACCCAGGCUUCACGUUGAUUCCAGUGGACUUCAACAAUGGCGAGAAUGAACAGUGCCGCAUCCCUGAGGUUCAAUCGCGAGUCGCGGCCCUGGCAACGUGGGGAAGCCUGAUCACCGGUGUUCUGUCGGCCAUCAUCAGUCCCAAGCUCGGCUCCCUGUCCGAUCGAUACGGACGGAAACCGAUCUUGAUCCUCUCCAGCAUGGGGACGAUGCUCGGCGAGACGGUGACGAUCGUCGCCGCCAAUUUCCCGGAGACGUUUCCAUCGUCAUUGUUGCUGUUAGGCUACGCUUUUGAUGGUCUACUCGGAUCGUUCAUCCUGGCCAUGACCAUAUCCAAUGCGUACAUCACAGAUUGCACGACCCCGCAAGCGCGGAGCAUCGGGUUCGGAUAUCUUCACGCCUGUCUGUUCGCGGGGGUAGCGUUGUCGCCCAUUCUCGCUGGAAUCCUCGUCAAGGUGACCGGUCAGAUCAUCACGGUGUUCUACAUUGCCAUCGCGGUGCACAUUGCCUUUAUCCUCUACAUGGCCUUCAUUGUCCCCGAGUCUCUAUCGAAGAGACGGCAGGAGGAUGCGCAGAAGAGGCACGUUUUGGACCACAUCCUCGUCGGUCCCGAAUGGGAUGUGAUCAACAGCAUCCGGGCGAUGAACAUCCUCGAGCCGCUCAAGAUCCUCUAUCCCACUGGACCGGGCACGACGUCGGCGCUGCGAUCGAACCUUGUGUUGCUCGCUUCGGUCGACACGAUCGUAUUCGGCGUGGCGAUGGGUGUCCUGCAGGUCUUGAUCCUCUACCUGAACUACCAGUUCGGCUGGACGAGCUACGACUCCGGCGUGUUCAUCUCGAUCGUGAACACGUCCCGCGUGCUGGGCCUGGUCGUCGUCCUGCCGCUGAUCACGCACUUCUUCCGGAACAAGAAGGUCCUCCGGCACGACAAGGGCAGCGACGAGUUCGACCUCGGCCUGAUCCGCCUCGCCAUCUUCUUCGACACCGUCGGCUUCCUCGGAUACACCCUGGCCCGGACGGGGCCCCUCUUCACCCUCGCCGGCGUCGCGGCGUCGCUGGGCGGCAUCGGGUCGCCGACGCUGCAGUCGGCCCUGACCAAGCACGUCCCGGCCGAGCGGACGGGGCAGCUGCUCGGCGCCCUGGGGCUGCUGCACGCCUUGGCGCGGAUCGUGUCGCCGACGGUCUUCGGCAUCAUCUACGCGUCGACGGUGGGCAAGUUCACCCAGACGGUCUUCCUGUGUCUCUGCGCGACCUUUGGUUUGGCGUUCGUACUGAGUUGGUUCAUCCGUCCUCAUGUCUACUACGAGGACCAAAAGCUGUCGGACGACGCAGCCGACGACGACGAUGCCGGCGGAGUCGCCACCGGGGCAGGACCGGCAAUCGCCACCGCCAGUUCGCUGACCGCCGUGACGGUCGGCGGGAGAUGAUGAUGACGGAGAGCGGGAUCCCGCCCCUCUGUCUCUCCUCUCCCGUAGAGAGAUCCUCCGAUGAGAGGAGAGAGGGGGGAGAGAGAAAGAAAGACGAUUGCACACACACACACACACACACACACACACACACACA
Dissoconium aciculare CBS 342.82 is the source of this 2268-nucleotide messenger RNA. RefSeq names its product MFS general substrate transporter. Gene Ontology annotation, biological process: transmembrane transport. Gene Ontology annotation, molecular function: transmembrane transporter activity. Lineage: Eukaryota; Fungi; Ascomycota; Dothideomycetes; Mycosphaerellales; Dissoconiaceae. The record is from RefSeq and is a predicted model, not a curated record. The transcript has 2 exons. Gene Ontology annotation, cellular component: membrane. The coding region runs from base 315 to 2132 and encodes 605 amino acids.